Molecule: messenger RNA, 207 nt
Organism: Brugia pahangi
Lineage: Eukaryota; Metazoa; Nematoda; Chromadorea; Rhabditida; Onchocercidae
Source: the annotation of a GenBank genome assembly
AUGAACUAUUUGGCGUCAUCAGUUUUCAAUUCCAGCAAAACAAAGCUGAACGUCUCUAAUGACAGUCCAAAUAGCAGAUACUAUUUAUGUUGCAUCGAAUUCAAUUUUUAUGAUAAUGUUGUAUGUGAAAUCUUUAGUGAAAUGUGUAAGUUAACUGAUAUAUUUAGCUGUCAUUUCCCAAAAAACGCUGGAAAUUUUGUUAUCUGA